Molecule: messenger RNA, 823 nt
Organism: Patella vulgata (common limpet)
Lineage: Eukaryota; Metazoa; Mollusca; Gastropoda; Patellidae
Product: elastase-1
Exons: 6
Coding region: 41-823 (260 amino acids)
Biological process (GO): proteolysis
Molecular function (GO): serine-type endopeptidase activity
Source: RefSeq, a predicted model, not a curated record
GUUACGAGUAAAUCUACAGUAACGUAACCAUAUAGCAACAAUGAAAGUGGUUCUAGCUGUCCUCCUUGUGGCUGCCGUGGCAGAAGCUCAAAAUCAACGUAUCGUAGGUGGUCAAGAUGCUGAACCUCAUAGUCACCCGUGGCAAGCGUCUCUUAGACGUCGAGAUGGCAAUAGCUGGUCACAUAUUUGUGGUGCUGUGAUGAUUAGCAGAAACUGGGCUCUAACUGCCGCUCACUGUAUCGACUCGUCUGCUUCUGAUCUUCAAGUAGUAGCUGGUGGCCACUUCUUGCAAACUCCCUCGCAAUUUGAGAGAGCAUCAGUUGCUUCACGAGUUAUUCAGCAUCCAAGUUAUGAUCCAAACAGCAUUGGCUAUCCUAAUGACAUUGGUUUGGUUGAGCUUAUAACACCCAUAGAUGAAAAUGAUGGCAUUACAUACGCCACUUUACCGCCAAAUGAUUCCAAUGAUUACAGUAAUGUUGCAGAGUGUUAUAUUACUGGCUGGGGUCGAACUUAUGAUGGAGGGCCAUUACCUAAUGCUCUUCAGGUAACCCGUACUAACAUUAUAACCAAUUCCGCAUGUCAGAGUGCUCUUGGUUUCACUGGAUUCCUGGGAGUUCGAUCCACCAAUAUCUGUGUUGAUGGUUCUGGUAGCAGCUCCGCUUGUAACGGUGACAGUGGUGGUCCAGCUGUUUGUAAUGUUAAUGGUGAAAUGCACGUGGUAGGAGUCACCUCAUGGGGAUUAAGCGGAUGUCCUGUCGGCACUCCAUCCGUUUAUACACGAAACAGCAAAUAUCUUAGCUGGAUCAGGGGUUACACUGGUUGA